AUGGGAAGCUCGCAUUGUUGUUCUCUCUAAUCAGAUGAUAAAUCAGAAAUUGUUCUUAAGAUUGAAGACACUGAGAAGUCGUCCCUAAGGUCUUCAAGGAAAUCUCCAAAAAAGUAACAAGAGACUCCUUCGCAAAAGGAGAAACUACUAGUGCAUCCAAAUAAAUGUGAAGAUCCUGCAACUCCUGGAUUUGCAGAUUUACAGUCUUUCGGAAGCAAGCACUCUGAAUAAUCCUGCAAAGACAUUUAGCUUGUUGCAGAAAUUGUUAUGAAUUUAGAGGACAUACCAAAGAAGAUAGAAGAAGUAUAGCAAAGUCCAAUCACUUCUUAACGAUCUUUGAAGAAAAGAAGAAAGAAUGACUCUCCUCUCUGCGAUUUUUAACCUAAGAAUUCCUUAAAAUCUUUCGAUUCGAAGAAAUUAAAUAAAUUAAAAUCGUUAUCAGAGCACAGAGUUAAAUUCGAGGAGAAGAGUGAUAACGAAAGCAAUAGAAGUAAUAGUGCAGACAAUAAAUCUGUAAAAAGCAUAAUGAAAUAAGAAUUAAAAUAUAGUUAAUUUCGAAAGAUGCAAACUCUAGGGGAUGCAGAAUCAAGAAAGAAAGUCCACUUCCAACUAAACAAAUGAUCUAUUUCAUACAAAAUUUCUUGUAUGUUAUUUUUCCUUAAAAAAUGCAUUUAGAAAACUAA
Messenger RNA from Paramecium tetraurelia, 683 nucleotides. RefSeq lists its product as uncharacterized. The transcript is spliced from 2 exons. The record is from RefSeq and is a predicted model, not a curated record. Lineage: Eukaryota; Ciliophora; Oligohymenophorea; Peniculida; Parameciidae.